Messenger RNA from Pomacea canaliculata, 989 nucleotides. RefSeq lists its product as uncharacterized. The record is from RefSeq and is a predicted model, not a curated record. The coding region runs from base 1 to 954 and encodes 317 amino acids. Lineage: Eukaryota; Metazoa; Mollusca; Gastropoda; Architaenioglossa; Ampullariidae. The transcript is spliced from 5 exons.
AUGAAAAUACUGAGUCUGUCGCUGGUCCUUGUGGCUCACGUGUGCUGCCUGCUGGAGUCUGUCAACAGCAAUGAUGGACAGAAGGACGACUACAGCCUGAGACUGAUGGCAGAGACAAUCAAACAUCUGACAACUGCUAUUGGGAAACUGGAGAAGAGGUUGAGAACAGUGGACAAACUGGAAGAGAGGCUUGAUGAGCAGGAUGAGGUCAUUCGUCAGCUACAAAUGUCUCUUACAGGACAUGAUGCUAAGUCUGAGGAGCUGACAGCAGCAGUUCGAGAGGAAAGCAGGUCAGCAGAACAAAAGUCUUAUUACCGAGGGAAAAGAGCAGAUGACACGGCUUCCUGGGAACUUGUCCUGGCUCAGGUGACACAGCGACUGAACCUGGCAGAGGCAAACAUUCAGGCUUUGAAAAAUUCAGACCAGGCCAAAGGUACCCUGUAUGUGCGCUGGGGUCAGAGCGUCUGUCCGGGAUCAGCUGAGCUUGUUUAUUCAGGCUACAUCGGUGGAUCGUGGUACGACGAUGCCGGUGGAGCAACCAAUUUCCUGUGUCUGCCACCCGACCCCACCUUUGGCCACCAUGCUGUUCCCAAGUAUGGCCAUGCCAAGCUGUAUGGCACCGAGUAUCAGACCUGUGACGAGCCAGAGUGCGACCUGUCCGCCUCCUGUGCCGUGUGUCGCAUCUCGCGAGAGUCCUCCAUGAUGCUCCCAGCCAGGGACACCUGCUACCCCGGGUGGACGCUAGAGUACUCCGGCUACAUCAUGACUAACGAUCCUAAGUUCGCGGGGGGUAUGGAGUACAUCUGUGUGGAUUCCAGUCAUGGGUUUAUCCCCAGUAGUCAUGCCGACGAGAACGGUGCUUUGCUUCUGUACACAACGUUUGUGUGCGGGAGUCUGGGGUGUCCUCCUUACAUCGGCGAUAAUAUUGUACUGUGCGCUGUUUGCUCGAAGUAAACAUAUAACUUGCUCUGUGUUUGUUUUUUGUAUGU